AAGCUUGCAUGGCCACCUCCUCUGGAAAGGUUACCUUCCGCGACUCCUACGAGACGUGGUAUCAGGUGUAUGGUCAUCUGUCAACUGCCGACGUCCCUCCCUUGGUAUUUCUCCAUGGAGGCCCCGGCGUUCCUGGGCGCUAUCUGUUGACGAUCGGCGAUCUGUGGACAACCCACGGCAUUCCGGUCAUUUUCUAUGAUCAACUUGGUUGCGGCAAUUCAACUCAUCUGCCUGACAAGGGUGCGGAUUUCUGGACGGUCGAGCUGUUCUUAGAGGAGCUCGAUAACCUGCUCUCUAAGCUGGGGAUCAAGGACAGCUAUUUCCUUGGAGGUAACUCCUGGGGGGGCAUGCUGGCCGCUGAACAUGGUGUCCUCAAACCGAGUGGCUUGAAGAAGCUCGUUAUCGCCGACAGUCCGGCAUCCAUGGAGCUGUGGUUGCAAGCGGCUGACAAGUUACUUUCCGAGCUUCCGCCCGACAUCAGGCGUGCCAUCGAAGAAAACGAAACAAACGGUACCACGGAUAGCCAAGAAUACAAGGAUGCUUGCAACAUCUUCUAUGCACAGCAUGUCUGCCGGGUGCAGCCUUUUCCUCCAGAUGUUCAGAAAAGCUUCGAAUUAUUGGAACAGGACCCAACCGUCUAUCAUACCAUGAACGGACCAUCUGAGUUCAGUGUUGUGGGGACAUUGAAGACCUGGACCAUUGUCGACCGUGUCAAAGCCAUUGACGUACCCACCCUUCUGAUCAACGGGAAGUUUGACGAGGCCAUGGACCUGGUAGUGCAACCCUUCGCCGAUGGAAUUCGGGGCGCGAGGUGGAUCACAUUUCCGAACUCCAGCCAUAUGCCUCACCAGGAAGAGCGGGAAGAGUAUAUGAAGGUAGUAGGGCAAUUCUUGACAGAGUAGUGGAUCAGUGCCGUGCAUCUGAGACCCCCAAGGUGAAUCAAACGUAUUGAAGUGCC
Dacryopinax primogenitus is the source of this 958-nucleotide messenger RNA. Its product is annotated as proline imino-peptidase. Bases 9 to 902 code for a protein of 297 amino acids. Lineage: Eukaryota; Fungi; Basidiomycota; Dacrymycetes; Dacrymycetales; Dacrymycetaceae. Gene Ontology annotation, molecular function: peptidase activity. Gene Ontology annotation, biological process: proteolysis. The record is from RefSeq and is a predicted model, not a curated record. The transcript is spliced from 2 exons.